Molecule: messenger RNA, 8641 nt
Organism: Cinara cedri
Lineage: Eukaryota; Metazoa; Arthropoda; Insecta; Hemiptera; Aphididae
Source: the annotation of a GenBank genome assembly
UACCUUUUCAAAUAAGCAUUUUUCAAACAAUUUCUUAAAUUAUUAAUUUAUCGUCUUUUAAGUUGUUAAUUGUUAAGUUUGUCACUACAAUAAUUGAUGUUACAGUUUAUUUAUCAAAAUUAUAAUGACGAUUGUUAUUUUGUAAUUUGUUCUAAAGAUCAUUGUUAAAUUAAAAAUAAUAAUGUUGCGUUUAAAUAAUUACGACUUGCAAACCAAUUUCAGCACUAAAUAUGUAACCAAAACAACAUUCGAAGAAGUUUCAUACUCUGAUAGCCAAAUCAUACACCGCGUUGAAAAUGUAAUUAGUAUUGCAUAAACAUAAGUCACCUGGGAUAUAUUUCCAAGUGUAUGUAACCUAUUAAUUAUUUAUUUGUUUUAGUGGUUAAAUUUAUACUUACAAAGUUCAAGACAACGAAGAUUUUUGGAUAAAGAAUUGAUUGUAAAUGGUCUGCGAUCAUUACAUCCCGAAUAUAAUAGAAAGCCUUGGGGGGUUUUAUCUAAUUUAGUUAGCAGAGGUUUGUUUAUUUAAUUGGUACAUAAUGCCUUAUCUCAUAGCAAUAUUGUAUAUUGUCCUUUAGCAUUAGUAGUGCUCGAUAGUCAGAAGAUCGAUUCUGAAAGUAGCCCACAAAGUAUAUCAUCAAAUGAAUGUUCAACCAUUGACAUAAUGUCUUCUGAAAGUGAAGAAAUUGACAUGUCAAAUAAUUUGGAUCCACCUCAAAGUUCAAAUAAUGAUAUCACAGAAACUGAUGUAAACAGCUCAGAAACAGCCGAGAAGUAUUUAUCUCUAAUCAAUUGUUAUUUUGUUAAUAUAUUUUUUUUUUUUUUAUUGAAAUUUCCAAUAAAUUAUGUAUACCUUUUUUAGAAUCGGUUCAAACUCAUUUUUGUGUAAUUUAAUCACUAAUAGAAACAAUUAUGAUUCUUCAAAUGAUGUUGAACGUUUGGUAAUUAAGAGUUUAUUUUAUUAUGCAUUAACAUUUAAAAAUUAUAAACUGUUAUUCUUAUAAUCUUGUUUUUAGUCUGGCUGGGUUAUAGACAAAACACCGAUGAACGUGAACAAUCUUAAAAGAAAAAAGAAAACUAACUUGAACAAUACUGUAGAAGAAAUGUCAACACCAAUGAAAAAAGUUUGUCAGGAAUUAGGUACCACUGAAGCUGUAACUGUUACAUUUGAUGAUCUGGCUGGUUGUGAUACCGUACUAUUAGUAUGUUCAAAAAAAAAGAUUCUAUUAAAGGGUAAAAAAUUGUAUCUAUUAUGUUUAAACUUAUUUUUAGGAUAUUUGUCAAUUAGUUAUGCACAUUAAGUACCCAGAAGUUUAUAAAACAUUGGGUGUGUCACCACCAAAAGGAUUUUUACUUCAUGGACCACCUGGAUGUGGCAAAACAUUGUUAGCUCAAGCAGUAGCAGGGGUAUAUAAUUUAUUGUAACUCCUAAAUUAUUAUUAAACUUCAUUAAAUUAUUAUUAUAAAACUAUUUGUUAGGAGUUGAAAUUACCUCUAAUAAGCAUAGCUGCACCACAACUUGUGGUUGGUAUAAGUGGAGAGUCAGAAAAACGGGUAAGAAAACUGUUUGAAACUGCUGUUAAGUCUGCACCCUGUGUACUUUUUAUCGAUGAAGUAGAUUCCAUUUCCCCAAACAGAGAUAACACUUCACGUGAUAUGGAACGUAGAAUCGUAGCUCAAUUAUUAUCUUCAUUAGACAGUAUGAUUGUUUAUAGAUAACCAUUACAGUGGAAUUUUAAUAUUUUUUAAGCAUUAUUUCAGGCUUAAAAGAUGACGAUAAAGUAAUUGUGAUUGGUGCUACAAACCGUCCCGACAGUUUGGAUCCUGCAUUGAGACGGGCUGGUCGGUUUGAUCGUGAAGUUUGUCUUGGUAUACCGGAUAGGCAAUCUCGUAGAGCAAUAUUGGAUCUUAUGUGUAAAAAUUUACGAAUCGAUCCAUCAGUCAGCUUAGAUAAAUUAAGUGAAUUAACACCGGGUUAUGUUGGUGCAGAUUUAAAAUCACUUACUCGGGAAGCUGCUACAUUAGCAGCCAAUAGGUAGAUAUAUUUAUGGUUAUUAUUUAUUAAAGAAAUGGUUAAAUAAUAGACAAUAUUUAACAUAUUUUGGCAUAAUUCUAGUUUAGCUCCCGUGCGAUUUAUUAGGGUUUUUAUUUCAAAAUGUGUGUUUUUAGGUGUACAUUAAGAAUGUAAAAAAAAAGUUUAGGAAGUUAUGGAAGAAAACUUCAUAAAGUUUAGGUUUACUGUCUUGUGCAUGUCUUAGUUAAAAUUUAAAAUUUUCAAAAAUGCGUGUUUUUUAAUGUUUAAUCCAUUGAUAGGAUUGGUUGGUAAGUUAAUCAUAACUUACUUAUCAUACUUCUAUAGUUUUUGUAGAUAACCCUUGAAAAAUAGUAUUUUUGAAAUUAAUCAAAAAUGAACCUUUUUUUAAUUAUUAUUACUAUAGUUAUUGAUAGUUUGAUAAUAAAGUUUUUUUUAUUGAAGUCAAAAUAAGUCAAUCUGGCUUAGUUUUAGAAUUACAAAUGUUUGAACGCACCGUGUUUUACUGCGCUCAAUCAGAAAAUUUUGUAACUUAACUGAUGAACAAACUACUAAGUACAUUAUAGAAAUUAAAUGUAUUUAACGAAAAACAGGUUUUUGCAGCAAUAGAAUAAUGUAUUUCUACUUACGAGAUUUCCUAAAUUUUAAAUAGAUUUUCUAAAUUUCAUGACAAUACCCAUGGUUGAAAUAGUCCAGGUUAUUGCAUAUAUACUCCUCAUUUAAAAUGGCAGUGUGAAUUGAAUUUGAACUUUAAACUGAUUACAACCUUAACUGUUGUAAUCAGUUUGGCAAAUAUUUUAAAGUUCAAUUUUCAAACAGUAUUAAAUACUUAACAGUUGGAUUUGAAUUUUGAAUCGAGCUGAAAUCAAGGGUUUAGUUCCAGAUCAUAUAAUUUGACCCAUCACCAAAAAGAAGUAUUAAUAUUUUAACAAAAUUAUUAUUGUUAUAACUAGAGCCUGGAAUUAUAUGCAUUUAAAAGUUGUCAAAUAUAAUGGAAAUAUGCAUACAAAAAGUAGCUAAAUUAUAUGCAUUAUUAUACUUAUUAAAAUAUGUUUAAAAAAACUAAAAUACCAUUUUUAUAUCAAGAAUAUUAAUAAAAUUUAGUAAUGAUUUAUUAUGUAUUAUAUUAUUUGAAAUGAAAUAUCUGAAAACCUAACAAUAAACUUUAAAAAUAAUAAAAUUAAAAUCACAUGCUUUUACUACACAAGAUUUUAAAAUAUAACAACACAUUAAACACGACAAGAAUGACAAACAAAUUCAUAAAAUGAUAACAGCAAGACAUAUAUGAUUGUUGUGAGUCAUAGCUUAGAGCUCUGAUUUCAUACACUGUGGUAAUAUAAUGGUAUUUUAACAAAAUUCCCUUAAGAAAUAAUGUCAACAACUUUUUUUCUACAGUAAAAUUGAUUUAUAAAUAAUAAAUACAUGUUAUAUGCAAUAAUCCUCCGAACGUGCAAAAUAUGCUAAGUCAAAUUUGGUAUUUGAAUUUGGUGUGAUAUGAAUUGUAAACAUUUCAAACCCACAUUGAUGUGCAUACACUAUGUAUAAAUAUGCAAAUGCAUAUAAUUCCAGGCUCUAGUUAUAAUUGAAAAAUGUAUCAUUAUAAUUUAAAAAAAAUAACUAUAAAAAUUAUGUUAAAACAAUUACAGAUACAAUUGCUGAAUUAAAUUAGUUAUGUUUCAAGGUUUAAUAUAUUUGGGAAACUUUCUUUUGUUAAUUAAAUAAAUAAUUUAAACUUAUAAUUUCAUAAAAUUUAUUUAUUUAUUUAUUUAUUUAUUUUUUUGAGGUAAUUAUAAAAUAGUUGAAAUAAUGGUUAAACACAAAUGUCUGAAUUUAAAAAUUAAAUAUAUAUUAUGGUGCUAACAGAUUUUAUAGGAAAAAUAAUAAUGAUAAAUCAAUUUCAAGAUAACAUACCUAUAAGCAUUUCAUAAGUAAAUUUAUAUAAUGUGAAAUGUAUUUAUUAUUAUUAUUAUUAACUAAAUAAAAUUAUAGAUUAUUAUAAAUUUAGAGGUUUGAAAUCUAUCAUAAUUGUUUUUAAUUGCUUAUUUAGUUGUAUUUCAUUAAAAUAAAUGUGUAUGUUUUAAUAGAACAAUUGAAUCUAUCAAAAAAAAAUUACAUGACCAAAUAUCUGAAGUUAAACUUGAGCCAUAUGCAACUACUGAAAGGAACACAGUUAAAGAUUCCUUGAAUUUAUUACGUGCGGAUAAUAUUAUCGCAAAAGAAGACUUGAGUGAAAUCUAUAUUGAACUCAGUGAUUUUAAUGAAGCUUUAAAAAAAGUUGUUCCUUCAUCCAAAAGAGAAGGAUUUGUUACAGUCCCAAAUGUUACUUGGGAUGAUAUUGGUUCUUUAAAAAAAAUAAGACAAGAAUUACACAUGGCUAUGUUGGUCUGUAUUGUAUAUUAGUUCCCCUUUCCCUCAUCAAGUACUAAUAUAAUUAUGUAUCUGUUAAAGGCGCCUGUAACCCAUGCAAAAGAAUUUACUGCACUGGGCUUAGAUGUCCCGACCGGUGUAUUGUUGUGUGGCCCACCAGGUUGUGGUAAAACAUUAUUAGCGAAAGCUGUAGCAAAUGAAGCUGGUAUUAAUUUUAUUUCUAUAAAAGGUCCAGAGUUAUUGAAUAUGGUAAAUAUAUUAUUUCUGAGUUGUGAUAAUUAUUGAUUGUAAUUAAUCUCAAUUGUGUUAUAUUUUUGUUUAGUAUGUUGGUGAGAGUGAACGAGGAGUUCGUCAGUGUUUCCAAAGAGCACGCAAUUCACAGCCAUGUGUGAUUUUUUUUGAUGAAAUUGAUGCUCUUUGUCCUAAAAGAAGUGACAUGGAUGUAUGUAUAAAUUACAUGGUUUUAUCAUUAAUUAUAUGUAGUAUAUACAACAGCAAUAAGAAAUUCAAUGUUUAUUAAAUUAAAAUUAUUCAUUUUAAUCAUAUUUUUUUAUAUUUUAUUUGGUUGACCUAUAAGAAUGAAUAAUAAUGAAUGAUUAUUAAUUUAAUACUACUAUUCAUUCCACAUUUCAGAUAAAAGUAAAUAUAGUUUUUUAAAAAGCUCCCAAAAGUUUAUUUAUGUCAAACCUACUUUCAUAGUUUUAUAAUAAUAAUACUUAAUUUUGAACCUCCAUUAAACUAUAGCAGUAAAGCUUAUAUUUGAAAGUUGAAAUGCUGAAUUAAUUAAAAUACAAUAGCGGAUAAAUUAAUAUUUUUAUUUAUUGAUAAACAAAUCAUGAUGAUAUAAAAUAAAAUUAUGAAUGCUGUAUUAAACUAUAAAACUUAAGAAACUGACUUUUUAAUAACUAUUAACAACUUAAUAUAAUAUUAUAAUUUUAUUAAAAAAAUGUUAGAAAUAUUUUGGAAAUAACUGUUCACUUGGAACAUUGGACACUAAAACAGAAAAGUAUUUCUUAGCUACAAUUUUUAAAAUUUUAAAUAAACUAUUAUCCCAAUAGUGAAUCGGUAAUUCAUUUUGUGCAAUUUUAGAAUGUUUUAGUUAAGUUUUUUUUCAGAUAUAAUAUAUGCCAUUCUUUGCAUCACUCAUUUUUUGACACUGUUUUUUAUCGUGUACUAUACAAAAUAUUAUCAUUGGUUUUUGUAGAUAUGAUUGCAGUUAAAUCUGUUGUAGAUUCAAUUACAUAUUUUUUUUUAAACCUUUUAUUGAUUUUUCUGUAUGGUUAACAAAACAUAAAGUUCUAUUAAAAUAAAUUUGUUUAAAUCACGGGUCUUAAAUAGUUAUCAUCAAUAUUUUAGAAAUAUCAAUAUCUUGGAGUCUUCAAUAAAAUGCUAUCUUCAAAUUGUACAGAAGUAAUUAAGUUUUCUCCUUAAAAUAGAUUUUAGUGUUUUCCAUUUUAUUUGUUAAUAGGUAGUAAAAUUAAUAAAAUAACCAUACUUGCCUUUAUGUAAUUGGCUUUGCUAAAAUUUCUAACUAAUUUCUAAUAAGUAACCUCUGGAAGAAUUUUAAUUUUUAGUGCACUUAUCAUUUUAGGAGAUUUAAUGUGUCUAAAGAGUUCUCUUUUUACAAUUCCGCUUAAAUUUAUUAACUGUUUUACCAUAGAAAAUGUUGAGUUCCAAUUAGUUGAUCAAUUUUUGAUGAGUUUUAUGAAACCAUUUUCUUUGUCAUUUUUUUUUUGUAUAACUAAAAUCAUUGUCUAAGGUUUGAAGUUUGAAUUUUGUCUCGUAAACAUUACAAUUUGUUUGACAUUGUAAAUUAAUUUGUUUUAUUUAUCUGCUUAUUCAAUAUUUUAUUCCUCACAAAUAGAUCUUGAUAUACACCAGUAUGCGAUUCAUUCAAAGAUUGUAUCGCAAUAACAACUGAAUGUAUCUUGAUUAGAUGGAAAAAUUAAAAUAAAUUUAUUGUAUUUAUCAAUUGUUUUAUUUAUAAAUAAUUCAAUAUGUUUAGGCCAAUGGACGUUCUGGACAACGUGUCGUCAAUCAAUUAUUAACUGAAAUGGACGGUUUUGAAAGUGGCCGAAGUGGUGGUGUUUUUGUUAUGGGAGCCACUAAUCGACCAGAUAUGAUUGAUCCUGCUGUACUUAGACCAGGUCGUUUGGAUAAAGUCUUAUAUGUUGGAUUGCCAGAUGCAGAAGGCCGUGUAGAUAUAUUAAAAGCAGUAACUAAAGUAUGAGUUAUAUAAUUUGUUGUUUGAUUCACUUUGAUAUAAUUUUUUUUUUUUUUUCAAAUAUUUUGAAUUAUACCUUUAGGACCGUAAAAGACCAGUGUUAGCAGAUGAUGUAGACUUGGAAAAAAUUGGUAGGAAUGAAAAAUGUUCAAACUUCACUGGAGCCGAUUUAGCUGCUCUUGUACGUGAAGCCGGCAUUCUAUGUCUUCAAGAGUAUAUAAGUUUGACUGAUCUGAACAAAAAAUUAGCCAUCCAAAGUAAACAUUUCGAUGAAGCUCUACUAAAAAUAAGACCAUCAGUUUCUGCAGAGGUAUUACUAAUUUUGAAUAACACAUUUAAACUACUGUAAAUUCUUGUAAAGCCAAAUGUAAAGUGGAACAGGAAAACAUUUCUGAUAUUUUAUAAUAUUUGACACUCCAGUUUUAUUAAAAAUUAGUUAGUUGAAUGAUUUGCUUACUUAAAAUACAUGCCAUUAUAGCAUUUGUUAUUUCACUUAUCAAUUAUUAGGAUACAGGUAAAAAUAGCAGAGUGAGCUUUACAUAUAUUUUAUGCGCCAAAGACAUUAAAUAUAAAAUUUGAUAUUUCUAGUUUUUGCAUAUUUGAAGUAUAUUUAGUAAAGGCUAUGUUUCAAUUUUUGUUGCAAUUUUUGCUAAUAUUCAUAAUAUAAUAAAUCAUUAUUUUGUAGUUAUCAUAAAUAGUAGAAAAUUUUUUAUUGUGUAUUAAUGUAUUUAAAAUUUAAAAAAAAAAAUUUCUUUUUAGUCAUUUUUCAUGUUUUUAUGACAUACUAUAGCUUAUUUUACAAUUUUUUAGGACAUAGAGUGCAUAUUUUAAGAUUUGUUAGGUCAUCUUUUAGUGCAUAUUUCAGUUAUUUGCAGUGCUAUAAAAUUUGAGCCCUGGUCAUUAUCAAGUAUAAAAAUAUAUUUACCUUGCAUAAAAAUAAAAAACAGUUCAACUAAUAUUAUAAUUAUUUAUGAACUACUUAAUCACUAUACAGAGUUAUUUUUUUAUCUUGAGCCAUCAAUUAUCUUGGAGGAUUUUAAGUGCAUUUGAUUUUUGUUUUUUUUUUAAUCAUUGUGGAAUCGUUUAAGCAUUAUUUUAAAACCAUUAUUAAUUUUGUACCCCUACUCCAAAUAACUCUUAAAUAAGUGCAUACAACCAUUCUCCUAUUGAAUCCAUAUUUGCAUAGAGAAUAUUUUUCUAGACAUUUUGAUUUAUAUAACACUAAUAUCAGAUUUAAUGUUCAUGAGUUAUAACAGUUUAAAAUUUAAACCAUAGGAGUGGAGAAGAGUAAUAAUUGCCUAUCAAUACAAACAAAUCACCCUGUAUAUUAUAAUUUAGAUUAAAAUUUAUAUUAUUUUUGGAAGUUAUCUAAAAUAUCUGUCAAAAUUAUUUGUUUUUUACUAUUUUUCUAAUGCCGAUUUAACUUACUAUUUAAUUUUUGAUUUUUUUUUUCUGAGACCUAAUCAUAUUUUAUUAGUAUAGGUGUAAUAACAUGAAUAUGAAUAACAUGAAAUCUUAUAUCAUAAAAAAAAAAUUUCUUGUUUACUAAUACCGAAUUUAGAUGAAUAGGUUAUACUAUUAAAAUAUAAAAAUACGCCCACAGGGAAAAUAAAUUGUUUUGCUCCUCUCAUAUAAUAUGUACAUAUGAAAAAAUCAAUACUAAAUUUCACUUACUAAAGUUAAAUUAUUUUUUUUCUAGGAUCAGGUACAUUAUGAAUUGCUAAGAUUGGAAUACGCGGCGCCAAGAAACUGAUUUCACUCAAGCGAUCAAAAAAAUAAAAUACUUUUUAAUAAGUGUUUGAUUCCUGUAAUUUAUUGUUAUCAUUUUUGUUGAUCCAUUGCACUUUAACCAAACUAUUGUUGCAUACAUUUUAUAAAGAUUAUAUUAAAGUAAAAUUUUCCUCUUCCUUUUUUCAUUUUUAGAUCCUUUUUUUUUGUUGACGGUUGGAUGCUUUUGAGAUACAUUAACCUUAUACAGAGAACGUUUUCAAAGUCAUCUUUGGCGUUUCUGUAAAUAU